AAUUUUAUUUAUAUUUCUUUAAAAAAAGUAUAUAUAUUUUUUCAAAUACAAGGAAUAUCAAUGUCUUUUGAUCUUUUCCCUUUUUUAAUUAAAAAGUAAUGUGUUUAAGAGAGAGGCAUCGGUGGUGCUGAUUCUAAUGAGACUGUGAGAACAUUCUCAGCUUGGCUUUUUGUGUAUAGUUUGUGUUGCUGCUGGGUUGGAAGGCAAAAUGAGAACAACUGUUAAUGGGUGAUUUUAGCGUUGGAUCGGAACUCGGAAGGGUUGGUUUCUUUAACUCAUUCACUGUGUUGACUGUUGAGUGCAGUGGUGGUUUUGCUCUGCCAGGUGCAAUGCUGAUACAGGAAGUACAAGAUUAUUGAGCCCACUAAUAUUAACUCUAAAGAAGAUCGACUUCGGUACAGUUGGGAGGUGGAGAAGUUUCGUUGGGUUUUACUUAUCAUCUUGCUUGUAGGUUCUCAACGGAGGAACAACGGUGAAAGAAAAAUUAAGAAGGAAUGUGGAUUGUAUUCUAGGGUCUGGAGCUCGAAAAACUGCAGAUGAGAAGAAGUCUUGGUGAUACUGGAUCUUUUCCUGUUGAUACAUUAAAGUGGAGGCUUAAUAAACAAUAAAAGGAGAACCAUAAACAAAUGAGGAAGGGGCGGUGGUGUCAGGUUUGUGCUUGUGGGUGUCUCUGGUCUGAGAAUUAUUUAGUGUUGAGAGCCUGUUGGCAGUGUCUCCUGGGCUGACCGUUUGCGCCCGGGGUCCGUGGGCUCUGCCGUCGACAGAGGAAACAAGCUCUUCUUUGGGUCUUUUGCCAUUGAAGAGAAAUCCGUCUUAAAAAAUUACAUACCUCGUUUACUCUUCCUCUCUGUCAUUUUACUCCUGCCUCGGUUCAUGCGAUAAGAUUCGUUCCUUCCCCGUAAGAAUAUAUCCUUCACCUUUGAUCCAACCUUCCUUCCCUUGAAGCCAGGAGAAUCGGUCAAAAAAUUCACAGUAUCCAUUUCUUACACUUAGCCUUUUCUUGUUCAUUACUGGUCUUCUGCUGCCUCUUUUUUUUUUUCGCUGGAUAUGGGCGACGGUGACGGCCAGGAAGGUGGUUUAGUUAAUUAAGAACUGUGAGAAGCUUGCUUUGGAAUCUCGAAGUAGAAGCUGUAUCAGAUCUUUUCCCUGCAAAAAUGAAGUUUAUGAAACUUGGAUCAAAGCCAAAUUCAUUUCAAACUGAAGGGAGCAAUGUUAGGUAUGUAGCAACUGAGUUGGCAACUGAUAUCAUUGUUAAUGUUGGUGACAUGAAGUUUUAUCUACAUAAGUUUCCCCUUUUGUCCAAGAGUGCUCGUUUGCAGAAGUUGGUAUCGAAUACAAAUGAGGAAAACAAUGAUGAAAUCCAUAUCCCUGACAUUCCUGGUGGACCUGCAGCUUUUGAAAUAUGUGCCAAGUUUUGUUAUGGUAUGACAGUCACCCUUAAUGCUUACAAUGUCGUUGCAGCUCGUUGUGCAGCAGAGUACCUGGAGAUGCAUGAAACUAUAGAGAAAGGAAACUUAGUCUAUAAGAUUGAUGUCUUCCUAACCUCCAGCAUCUUCCGCAGUUGGAAGGAUUCGAUAAUAACUCUUCAGACAACAAAAUCUCUGCUACCUUGGUGUGAGGAGUUGAAGGUGGUAAGCCACUGUAUCGACUCUAUAGCUUCCAAGGCUUCCAUUGACACUUCCAGGGUUGAGUGGUCCUACACAUAUAACCGCAAAAAGCUCCCAUCAGAAAAUUGGACUGAUCCUGACUGGAAGGGUGUCAGGAAAUAUCAGGUGGUGCCAAAGGACUGGUGGGUUGAGGACCUUUGCGAGCUUGAAAUUGAUUUCUACAAGAGGGUUAUAGUAACUAUCAAAACUAAAGGGAAAAUUUCCAAUGAUGUAAUUGGGGAAGCUCUAAAAGCAUAUGCAUUUAGAAGGUUACCAGGUUUCAGCAAGGGCAUGAUCCAAGGGGGUGAUGCCAUAAAAAACCGGUCUUUGGUGGAGACCAUUGUAUGGCUAUUGCCCACAGAUAAAGGCAGUGUCUCCUGUAGUUUCAUGCUCAAGCUCCUAAGAGCACUUGUCUCUCUGGAUUCUGGAGAAAUGGGGAAGAGAGAGCUGGUGAAGAGAAUUGGACGACAGCUAGAGGAGGCCUCAGUACCUGAUCUUUUGAUUCGAGCUCCAGGGGAUGAAACUACAAUUUAUGAUGUUGAUAUAGUACAAAACAUUGUGGAGGAGUUUGUGAUGCUGGAUCGGAGUGUUCACACUGACCUUCCAGUAGCUGAAGAACUUAAAGAGAUUAAAAGCCCAAGGUUUGUGUCUGAUGCUUCCAAGCUUUCUGUGGCAAAGCUUGUGGAUGGCUACCUUGCAGAAAUUGCGCGUGAUCCCAAUCUUUCUCUGUCAAAGUUCAUAUGCCUUGCUGAGAUGGUAUCAAGCUUCUCAAGGCCACACCAUGAUGGGCUUUACCGUGCAAUUGACAUGUAUCUCAAGGAGCACCCAGCAAUCAGCAAAAGUGAGAGGAAGAAGAUAUGCAGGCUGAUGGAUUGCAAGAAACUAUCAGUCGAUGCCUGCAUGCAUGCUGUACAAAAUGAGCGACUCCCCCUGCGUGUAGUUGUGCAGGUCCUCUUCUUUGAGCAGGUCAGGGCUGCCACAUCUGCUGGUGGCAGAACAGCUGAACUGUCUGGGAAUGUCAGGACUUUACUACCACAGGAAAAUGGCGGGUCCCAUGGGAGCUCAAGAUCUGCAACAACUAACACGGAGGACUGGGACGCUGUCCCAACAGCUGAAGAGCUCAAAGCCCUAAAAGGGGAGCUUGCUUCCUUGAGGUUGGAGGGUGGAGGUAGAGGAAGCAACAGACAUGGAAAUGAUGAUAAAAGUACGAUUGACAAAGCAGCAGCUAAUAAGAUUAGAGGGUUGCUCAUGUCCAAGAAGAUAUUUACUAAGCUGUGGUCAAGCAAAGGGGGACAGAGUGAGAAUAGCAGUUCUGAUACAUCUGACAGUCUGGGUUCUACCAACAACCCGGAAGAUACCAAGUCCACACCUUCCAGAAGCAGGAGACAUUCAGUAUCUUAGUAAGAAGAGAGAGGGUUGUGCGGGGUGGCCUCCCACUGUUGACGUUAGGAAAGUUGUAACUACUGACAUUUCCAAUUGACGGGGUGAAAGAAGGUAGUGCUCACUAGGAAUCAGAACCAAAGAGCAUGUGGCUUAUGGCUAGACAGUGGAAUUGAUUCAUGGUUAGUUCUUUUGUUCACUUCAAGGAAAUAGGGAGGUUUUUCUUUCCUUUUUGGUGUACCAUAAGUAAAUGAAAUGUUAUACUAUCAGUUUAUCUUCAUUAGCGCCCCUAUUUUCUUUGUUCUGUA
Molecule: messenger RNA, 3334 nt
Organism: Nelumbo nucifera (sacred lotus)
Lineage: Eukaryota; Viridiplantae; Streptophyta; Magnoliopsida; Proteales; Nelumbonaceae
Product: phototropic-responsive NPH3 family protein NPY2
Molecular function (GO): protein binding
Source: RefSeq, a predicted model, not a curated record